Molecule: messenger RNA, 549 nt
Organism: Dovyalis caffra
Lineage: Eukaryota; Viridiplantae; Streptophyta; Magnoliopsida; Malpighiales; Salicaceae
Source: the annotation of a GenBank genome assembly
AUGGACUCGCCGAUUUGUGCAGGUCUAGGCAACAACAAUUGGCUAUGGCUUGGUGCAAUAAUAGCUUCAUCAUUUGUCAUGUUCCUUCUCAUACUAUGCAUCGUCACGCAAUACUAUAUCUACCCCAUUGAUCACAACACUGAGGAGAUAUACCAUUUUUCCUAUUUUGUACUCUGGGACAUGUUUUUGCUUUGUGCCUGCAUUUUUAUAACUUCUAGUGCAGUCUUUCUUUUCUGCAAGAAAGAGCAUGCCAUGGAAGGGAAGCAAAUUCAGAACUUAGAAGUUCCAACUCCUACAGCAUCACCAGGUUCGUGGUUUCGCAACACGGAGAGAGAGCUCGAAAGCCUUCCUCAUCAAUCACUUGUUCAAGCUACCAAGGUGCAUUUUGGUGCAAGGCCUGAUCUUAAAAGAAUUUUGUCCGAUUGCAAAGCCUCAGAUGUUGGAGUCCUAGCUUGUGGACCAAGGAAAAUGCGACAUGAAGUUGCCAAAAUUUGUUCAUCUGGUUUAGCAGAUAACUUGCACUUUGAAUCCAUUAGCUUCAACUGGUGA